AUGGGUGUACACUUUGGGCCAAGGCGCCCCAACCAGUUCUGGCUUUCCUUCGCGGCGUUUGCGGCACUUAUCCGCGCCGACCAGCAGGACGUCCGCGCUGACCUGCGGGGCAAACGCGCUGACCUGCGGGACGAACGCGCUGACCCGCGGGACGCCCGCGCUGACCUGCGGGACGAACGCGCUGACCUGCGGGACGAACGCGCUGACCUGCGGGACGAACGCGCUGACCUGCGGGACGAACGCGCUGACCUGCGGGACAAACGCGUCGACCGUCAAUCUCGCUCCCGCGGGCAUUUCGCCCGGCAUUCCAGCCCUCCUCCCCCCUCGCUUCCGCCUCCUCAGGGCAUUCCAGCCCUCCUCCCCCCUCGCUCCCGCCUCCUCAGGGCAUUCCAGCCCUCCUCCCCCCUCGCUUCCUCCUCCUCAGGGCAUUCCAGCCCUCCUCCCCCCUCGCUUCCUCCUCCUCAUGGCAUUCCAGCCCUCCUCCCCCCUCGCUUCCGCCUCCUCAGGGCAUUCCAGCCCUCCUCCCCCUUCGCUUCCUCCUCCUCAGGGCAUUCCAGCCCUCCUCCCCCCUCGCUUCCUCCUCCUCAGGGCAUUCCAGCCCUCCUCCCCCCUCGCUUCCGCCUCCACAGGGCAUUCCAGCCCUCCUCCCCCCUCGCUUCCUCCGCCUCAGGGCACCCAACCCCCUCGCUUCCUCAUCCUCAGGGCAUUCCAGCCCUCCUCCCCCCUCGCUUCCUCCUCCUCAGGGCAUUCCAGCCCUCCUCCCCCCUCGCUUCCUCCUCCUCCGGCCCAUCCCGCCCUCCUCUCCCCCUCGCUUCCGCGUCUCCCCUCGCGUCCUCCUCCUUGCUUCCCCUCGCUUCGACCUGGCUUGCCUCCUCACCUGCAGCAGCCCCCCCCUCCCGGCUGGCGUGCGACCUCACCGCCGCAGCACCUUGGGCUGGCUUGCCUCCUCACCUGCAGCAGUCCCCCUCCCGGCUUGAAAAUUGA
Closterium sp. Naga37s-1 is the source of this 984-nucleotide messenger RNA. The record is from the annotation of a GenBank genome assembly. Lineage: Eukaryota; Viridiplantae; Streptophyta; Zygnematophyceae; Desmidiales; Closteriaceae.